AUGUCUGUGGUUCAAAUGUUUGAGGCGACCAAAAUGUCGGCCAUUACCCGUCUUAAGAUUAUUUGCAACGAAAGAGGUAAUCACUCCCACUAUUGUUUGAGUACGUCUCUUGAACUGCAGGUGAAGACCAGAUUUAGAUGCCGCGAAGAGAAUUUAAUCCAACAUCCAUACACGAAUGUGGUUGGGAUAAGACACAGAAGAAAAUCUCGACCACAAUACGAAACCCACACCAAUGACCUCUCUCGCCCUCCCUUCUUCUUCGUUCACAUCACACUCAGUCUGAGCCCAGGUUCCCAAUGUGUUCGCAACUUAGUUACCACCAGCGGGGAUACCACACCACUUAUAAAUCUUCCAAUUAGCCUCCCAGCCUGCGUUUCGAGACGACUCCGUGGUGCGCUGGCAAUAGAAAGCCACAGCAUCACCACGCUUGAAGUAAGUGGUCCUCUGGAUUCCGCCAUUGCCGCAAGUAUUUCGGAGUGCAGAGCUCGCGGUGUCGGUCCCACGCCCUGUUACCCAGGUCUUAUGGCUAAAGCUACUACUCUUGCUUCGGGAUUUCCCAAGUACGAUAUUCCAUUCGCCGCUGGAGAGAAUUUCUUCUUGACAGAGUGUGAAGGUAGAAGUCAAGAUGGUGGUCUUUUCAAUUCGCCCUUUGUAGUCCACUGGAAGAUAUUUUCUCUCCAUUUUGUCGCCGCAAAGCGUAGGUUAGUCGUAGUGUUUGAAACCCCACAUGAUCGGAUUCUAGUGUCAGAAUUGUGCUCACUAGAGGAGCUAAGGAAUACAGCGGAAAGAGCAAUUAAACGAAUGGCGAUUUAUCAAUUGCCACAGAUCCCGACCGAAACAAAGAUGGUUCACGGUGCUAUUAUAGUUAACUGCCAUACUUCACUGGCCUCUUUCAAUAUUAAGGCUGAGAGAAAGAAUUACAUAUACCUCUUGUAUAUAAAACCAUCCUCCUUAGGAUUCUAUCAUGCAGCUACACACAGCAAAGGAAUGCGGCCUCCUCUAGCUAUCUCCUUGCUGAGGUGUACCAUGCUGACUCUUCUAAACGUUAAGGAGCACAUAAAUGAUGCCCUAUUAAACGUAGGGAUAGCCUCUACGAUUAAUUGGGCUAAUAUAUUCUGCGUUAAAUCGCACUUAGACAGGCUAGGAUAUCACACGACCAUAUAUGUUAGCAUCUAA
Molecule: messenger RNA, 1176 nt
Organism: Lindgomyces ingoldianus
Lineage: Eukaryota; Fungi; Ascomycota; Dothideomycetes; Pleosporales; Lindgomycetaceae
Exons: 12
Coding region: 1-1176 (391 amino acids)
Source: RefSeq, a predicted model, not a curated record